GUGUCCAAGAUGGCGACCUCCAUCGUUCUGUAUUAUACGGUCUCGGCAAUUGCAACAAAAUAACAUUAUUAUCACACGUCAAAACGUUGUUGUUGGUCGCAGAAAAUACAAGCCGGUUUAGUAUAUCGAAUCCGAAACGUUAAAAUAGUCUCCAAUGCUGUGUAGGUUUGUAGAACUGCGCGCGGUGUUAGUGUGAGGGGACUUCCAAGCAUGGCCACCGACAACAGAAUACAUUUCUGGAGGAAAAACGCAAAGGUUCCAGGAAGUAUACAGCCAGUUUAUGGAGCGCAGCAUCCUCCACUUGACCCCAGAAUACACCGCACGUUUCCUAAAGACACGCCAAAGGCAAAUAAUCUCAAGUCCAAAAAGGCGUCUAGUUUCCACGAGUUUGCCCGUAGCACCAACGAUGCCUGGGACAUUGAUGAUGAGGAGGAUGAGGACUUCUCAGCUCCAAUCCAUCCCUUAUCUCUCCCGCCCACCCUGCACUCCACGCACCAGGUACAACAACCCAUUAACACCACCACUGAGUCAGAAACAGGGCCGGGGCUUGCAGACCGGCUGGCUCCCCCAACAGCAGAGGUCCGUCUUCAGCAUGAGAAGGCCACAGACUGUGGACAGAUCAAUGGCAGAGUGGUGGUGAAGUCCAGCAGUGAGGCCCUGCUCAACACCAAUACAGUGCGCUCAACUCUGCAGAAGCAACAGUCUCUCCCAGUUCGCCCCAUCAUCCCGUUAGUCGCCAGAAUCUCUGACCAAAAUUCCUCGGGGGCCCCAAUCAUGACAGUGCGAGACAAGAGCCGAUUGGACAAAUUCAAAUACCUUCUGUCCUGUCCUAACACCGACCUCGAGGAGCUCCGGAAGCACAGCUGGUCAGGCAUUCCACGAGAAGUGCGACCCAUCACAUGGAGGCUCCUCUCAGGUUACCUCCCAGCCAACAUGGAGCGCAGAGACCUGGUGCUGAAGAGGAAGAGAGAUGAGUACUUUGGCUUCAUUGAACAGUAUUACCACUCCAGGACAGACGAGACUUACAAAGACACAUAUAGACAGAUCCACAUUGAUAUUCCGAGGACAAACCCGCUAAUUCCACUUUUCCAGCAGCCCACGGUGCAAGAGGUGUUUGAGCGGAUCCUCUUCAUCUGGGCUAUCCGCCAUCCAGCCAGUGGCUACGUCCAGGGAAUCAACGACUUGGUCACUCCAUUCUUUGUGGUAUUCCUUUCCGAAUUUGUUGAGGAGGAUGUGGAGAAUUUUGACGUAGCGUCCCUUCCUCUUGACACCCAGAGGAACAUUGAGGCAGACAGCUUCUGGUGCAUGACCAAGCUGCUGGAUGGAAUACAGGACAACUACACCUUUGCUCAGCCAGGGAUUCAGAACAAAGUGAAAGCUUUGGAAGAAUUGGUCAGCAGAAUCGAUGAGGACAUACACAACUACUUUAAGAGGUAUGAGGUGGAGUACCUGCAGUUUGCUUUCCGCUGGAUGAACAACCUGCUGAUGAGAGAACUGCCUCUACGCUGCACCAUCCGCCUCUGGGACACCUAUCAGGCUGAGCAAGAGGGCUUCUCCCACUUCCACCUGUACGUCUGUGCUGCUUUCCUGAUCGAGUGGCGCAAAGAGAUCCUCUCCAUGGUCGAUUUUCAGGGUCUUCUCAUGUUACUCCAGAACCUUCCCACAAUCCACUGGGGGAACGAGGAAGUAGGCCUUCUCCUGGCUGAAGCAUACAGACUCAAGUAUAUGUUCGCUGACGCGCCCAAUCACUACAAGAGAUAGGCCUCUACAGUGCCUUGCAAAAGUAUUCAUCCCCCUUGGCGUUUUUCCUAUUUUGUUGCAUUACAACCUGUA
Coregonus clupeaformis (lake whitefish) is the source of this 1833-nucleotide messenger RNA. Its product is annotated as TBC1 domain family member 22B. The transcript has 13 exons. Gene Ontology annotation, molecular function: GTPase activator activity. NCBI's taxonomy places the organism in Eukaryota, Metazoa, Chordata, Actinopteri, Salmoniformes, Salmonidae. The coding region runs from base 211 to 1761 and encodes 516 amino acids. The record is from RefSeq and is a predicted model, not a curated record. Gene Ontology annotation, biological process: activation of GTPase activity.